Microtus ochrogaster (prairie vole) is the source of this 8657-nucleotide messenger RNA. RefSeq names its product ADAM metallopeptidase with thrombospondin type 1 motif 12 (gene Adamts12). NCBI's taxonomy places the organism in Eukaryota, Metazoa, Chordata, Mammalia, Rodentia, Cricetidae. The record is from RefSeq and is a predicted model, not a curated record. Gene Ontology annotation, molecular function: metalloendopeptidase activity. Gene Ontology annotation, biological process: proteolysis; extracellular matrix organization. Gene Ontology annotation, cellular component: extracellular matrix.
CGGAGAGCAGAAGCUCCCAGCUCAUUCACUGCCCUUCAGGAAAGGCAGAGAAUAAAAGCUCUCUGACCCUCUUCUGCUUCAAAAAAAGCCCCUAGAGCUCGCGGGCAGCCUGCUGGCCGCUCCCUUCCCACGCCUGGACCAUGCCCCGCUGCGUCCUCCUGCGCGGCCACAGGCGAGGACUUGCUAUCUGCAGCUGAGAGCUAAAACUUUUUUGACUUUUCUUCUCCCCAACAACUGAACCAUGCCAUGUGCUCAGAGGAGCUGGCUGGCAAAGCUCUCGAUGGUGGCUCAGCUUCUUAACUUUGGGGCUUUUGGCCAUGGGAGACAAGCUCUGCCAGGCCCGGUUCGCUUCCCAGACCGGAGGCAAGAACAUUUUAUCAAGGCCCUGCCAGAAUACCAUGUGGUGGGACCAGUCCAAGUAGAUGCCAGCGGGCAUUUUCUGUCUUAUGGAGUGCAGCAUCCUGUUACCAGCGGCAGGAGAAAGAGAGCUGCGGGUGACUCUGAGGACCAGGUGUACUAUAGAAUUUCACAUGAAGAAAAGGACCUGUUUUUCAAUUUGACAGUCAACAGGGAGUUUAUGUCCAAUGGCUACGUUGUGGAGAGGCGGUAUGGGAACCUUUCCCAGGUUACGAUGGUGACUUCCUCAGGCUCACCCUGCCAUCUCAGGGGCACAGUUCUGCAGCAGGGCACCACAAUCGGGACAGCAGCCCUCAGUGCCUGCCAAGGACUGACUGGAGUUUUCCACCUACCACAUGGAGACUUUUUCAUUGAGCCUGUUAAAAAGCAUCCGCUGACUGAGGAAGGGUACCACCCUCACGUUGUGUACAGGAGUCCAGAGACAAAGGAGCCCACUUGCGGAUUAAAGGACAGUCUAGGUAACUCUGAGAAGCUAGAGCUACAGCGAGAGAAGUGGGAGAGAAAAAACUGGCCAAGAAGAAGCCUCUCCCGGCGCUCCAUAAGCAAGGACAGAUGGGUGGAGACACUCGUGGUGGCUGACACAAAGAUGAUUGAGUACCACGGAAGUGAGAACGUGGAGUCCUACAUCCUCACCAUCAUGAAUAUGGUGACGGGGUUGUUUCAUAACCCAAGCAUUGGCAAUGCAGUCCACAUUGUUGUGGUUCGACUCAUUCUGCUUGAAGAAGAGGAGCAAGGAUUGAAGAUAGUUCAUCAUGCAGAGAAGACACUGUCCAGCUUCUGCAAGUGGCAGAAAAGCAUCAAUCCCAAGAGCGACCUCAACCCUGUCCAUCACGAUGUGGCUGUUCUUAUCACCAGAAAGGACAUCUGUGCUGGUGUCAAUCGCCCUUGUGAGACCCUGGGGCUGUCGCAACUAUCAGGAAUGUGCCAGCCUCACAGGAGCUGCAACAUCAAUGAAGAUUCUGGCCUACCCCUGGCUUUCACCAUUGCCCACGAGCUCGGGCACAGCUUUGGCAUCCAGCAUGAUGGAAAAGAAAAUGACUGUGAGCCUGUGGGCAGGCACCCAUACAUCAUGUCCCAGCAAAUUCAGUACGAUCCCACCCCACUGACAUGGUCAAAAUGCAGCAAAGACUACAUCACCCGCUUCCUGGACCGGGGCAGGGGAUUCUGUCUUGAUGAUGUUCCCAAGAAGAAAGGCUUGAAGUCCAAUGUCAUUGCUCCUGGAGUGAUCUAUGAUGUCCACCACCAGUGCCAGCUCCAAUAUGGCCCAAAUGCUACAUUCUGCCAGGAAGUGGAAAAUGUUUGCCAGACACUGUGGUGCUCUGUGAAAGGCUUCUGCCGCUCAAAGCUGGAUGCUGCUGCAGACGGGACGCGCUGUGGUGAAAAGAAGUGGUGUAUGGCUGGAAAGUGUAUCACGGUGGGGAAGAAACCAGAGAGCAUCCCAGGAGGCUGGGGACGCUGGUCAUCUUGGUCCCACUGCUCCAGGACCUGCGGGGCAGGAGCACAGAGUGCCGAGAGGCACUGCAACAACCCCGAACCAAAGUUUGGCGGGAAAUACUGCACUGGAGAAAGAAAACGCUAUCGCUUAUGCAACGUCCGUCCCUGCCGCUCAGAUACUCCGACUUUCCGGCAGAUGCAGUGCAGUGAAUUUGACACUGUUCCCUACAAAAACGCAUUCUAUCGCUGGUUCCCAGUGUUUAAUCAAGCACAUCCUUGUGAGCUGUACUGCAGACCCAUAGAUGAGCAGUUUUCCGAGAAAAUGCUGGAUGCUGUCAUCGACGGAACCCCUUGCUUUGAAGGUGGCAGCAGCAGAAAUGUCUGUAUUAAUGGCAUAUGUAAGAGGGUCGGCUGUGACUAUGAGAUUGAUUCUAAUGCUACUGAAGAUCGCUGUGGUGUGUGCCUUGGAGACGGAUCUGCCUGCCAGACUGUGAAGAAGCUGUUUAGACAGAAGGAAGGAUCCGGUUAUGUUGACAUCGGACUUAUUCCCAAAGGGGCAAGGGAUAUAAGGGUAAUGGAAAUCAAGGCAGCUGGAAAUUUCCUGGCCAUUAGGAGUGAAGAUCCAGAAAAGUAUUACCUCAAUGGAGGGUUUAUUAUCCAGUGGAAUGGGAACUAUAAACUGGCAGGGACCGUCUUCCAGUACGACAGGAAAGGCGAUCUGGAGAAGCUGAUGGCUCCAGGCCCCACCAACGAGUCAGUGUGGAUCCAGCUCCUCUUCCAGGUGACUAACCCCGGUAUCAAGUAUGAGUACACAGUCCGGAAAGAUGGCCUUGACAAUGACGUGGAGAAGUUUCUGUACUUCUGGCAGUUUGGCCGCUGGACCGAAUGCAGUGUGACGUGUGGGACAGGUAUCCGCCGCCAGACUGCCCACUGUGUUAAGAAGGGCCAUGGGAUAGUGAAAGCCACCUUCUGUAACCCAGAAACACAGCCCAGUAGCAGACAGAAGAAGUGCUAUGAGAAGGAUUGUCCACCCAGGUGGUGGGCAGGGGAGUGGGAAGCCUGCUCGACAACAUGUGGGCCCUAUGGAGAGAAAAAGAGACCAGUGCUGUGCAUCCAGACCAUGGGCUCUGAUGAGCAGGCUCUCCCAGCGACAGACUGCAAGCACCUGCUGAAGCCCAAGGCCCUGGUUUCCUGCAACAGAGACAUUCUGUGUCCAUCAGACUGGACGGUGGGCAACUGGAGUGAGUGCUCUGUUUCCUGUGGUGGUGGAGUGCGGACGCGCAGCGUCAUGUGUGCCAAGAACAAUAACGAACCUUGUGACAAGACACGGAAACCCAACAGCCGAGCUCUGUGUGGCCUGCAGCAGUGCCCAUCCAGCCGCAGAGUUCUGAAACUCAAGAAAGAUGUAGGUCCCGGUGGGAAAGGCCAGCCAAUAUCAGAGGACGACCCCUUCAGGCCCAUCCCGGCACCUACGCCCAGGCCCACGCCACUGUCCACAUCCACGGUGCCUGAGUCUGUCAGCAGAAGCACCACAGCAAUCAGCAGCCACAGCCCCACUGUAGCACCUGAAGAACCAGAUGAGACAGCAUGGCAGAAGAGUUCAACCGAGACUAAAGAUGACUCGUACUUCCCUACUUCCUCUGGAAGUCCUUCCCAGACUCCCCUCACAUCCUGGUCUAUGAGUAUCCAGCCAGAUGACGAAAAUGUUUCUAGUUCAGCUAUAGGUCCUACUUCAGAGGGAGACCUUGGGACAACCACGAGUGAUUCUGGUUUAUCAUCUAGCCAUGCUGUGACUUGGCAAGUAACUCCAUUUUAUGAUACCUUGACCCCAGAUGCAGAAGUGGAGAUACACAGCGGCUCCGGGGAAGACAGUGACCAGUCUAUGAACAAGGAUGAAAACCACUCUGUGAAAUGGAACAAGGUCAGAGCACCUGAACAUGAGUCACCCAUGGAGAGGAAGGCAGAAGUACCACUUGAAACUCCACCGACAUCUUAUGUCGGUGAAGAGACCUCAUGGCCUCCCUUCAGUACAAUGACGGAAGGCUUGCUACCUGACUGGUCCCUUAAAAAUGAGACACCUAGAGCUGAUGGGGUAAUCACUGAAAAACCAAGAAACAUUUCACUCCCUCUUGGAGGAGGCCACGAGCCAACACCCUCAGAAAAAUUAGAAAACCAUGACCACUUGGCAUUGCCAAAUGAUACAAAUCCAGCCCAAGGCUCUGGGCCUGUCCUGACUGAGGAAGAUGCAUCUAGUCUGAUUGCUGAGGGAUUUCUGCUAAAUGCUUCCAACUACAAGCAGCUGAUGAAGGACCACAGCCCUGCAUACUGGAUUGUCGGAAACUGGAGUAAAUGCUCCACCACCUGCGGGCUGGGGGCCUACUGGAGGAGCGUGGAGUGUAGCACCGGGAUGAAGGCUGACUGCGCAGCCAUUCAGAGGCCAGACCCUGCUAAGAAGUGCCACCUCCGCCCCUGUGCUGGCUGGCGAGUGGGCAACUGGAGCAAGUGCUCCCGAAACUGCAGUGGAGGCUUCAAGAUCCGUGAGAUCCAGUGCAUGGACAGCCUGGACCACCACCGGAGCCUGAGGCCCUUUCACUGCCAGUUCCUAGCCGGCCUCCCUCCUCCGCUGAGUAUGAGCUGUAACCUGAAGCCUUGUGAAGAAUGGCACGUGGAGCCCUGGAGCCAGUGCUCUAGGUCCUGUGGAGGAGGUGUUCAGGAGAGAGAAGUGUCUUGCCCAGGAGACCUCUGUGAUUGGACAAAAAGACCUGCAUCCACUAGGCCCUGCAACAGUCACCUUUGCUGCCAGUGGUCCACAGGGGACUGGGACCUGUGUACCACUUCCUGUGGCGGUGGCUCUCAGAAGAGGACCGUUCUCUGUAUCCCCUCAAAAAACAGUACAACUGAAGAUCACCAGUGCCUCUGUGACCAUGAACUCAGACCCCCAGAAUUCCAAAAAUGCAACCAGCAAGCCUGUAAGACGAGCGCUGAUUUAACGUGCACACAGGACAGGCUUUCCAUCAGCUUCUGCCAGAUGCUGAAAUCCAUGGGGAAAUGCUCUGUGCCCUCAGUAAGAGCCCAGUGCUGCCUCUCGUGUCCGCAGACACAGAGCAUCCACACCCAGAGGCAGAGAAAACAGCAGUUGCUCCAAACUCAUGGCCCCCUCUAGAACGAAGCCACCAUCAUCAACCUUCCCAGCCUGCUGCCCAAGAACAUGGUCCAGAAGGUCACUUCAUUAAUAUUUCACUUUACAUAUUCUAGGUUCAACUUUGGGUCAUAACAAAAUGCAAUAUGCUUGUCUAGCCACAAAAUAUUCUUCACCGAAAGCUUGGUGCUAGCUGCUCCCUGAUAGGAAGACAAGGUAUUUGAGAGAAUUCUGCAGCAACUGAGAUGAGUUCCUGGGAAAGUACCAGAUUCGGCAAGUCUGUGAAAGAGAUGUCUUCUCCCCUUUAAAGAUAAAAGUAGAGAACAGGUUUUUCCCAAACUACCUCAAGAGUAUCAAGAAGCAGAGCCACACUUACCCAGGGAAGAGAUAAUCCUUUUAAUUUGUCUUCAUGUAUAUAUCCUCCUUGGCUGUCUUGGGUAGCCGCCAGUGCAAUUUUUAGGGACAUUCACUCAAUAGUUACUAAGGAGAGGAAGAAGUGCCAGCUGGCCCCCAGUCUUCCCCCCAUCCCAGCAGGACUUCACAAUUGGAAGUCUCAAAUCUUGGGAGAGACCGUGGAGAUUUGAGAUUGAGAAGAUGCACAGAUGUCCAUGCAGCCCACAGAGAUCAGAGCAGUGAUUCAGAAGUCACCCCUGACUUCAGCUCAGUUUCUAUUGGAAAUCCUACAGCUGCAAAUGAACGCAAAUCAACUUCUUGCUAGCAUAAGAAAGAAAAUGCAACCUUUUUUUUUUCUGAAUUUUCCUGGCUUCCACAGAACAGAUGACUGCCAUUCUCUCUCCUGUCCUGCUUCUUUCUGUCUGGGUCAUGACCUCAGGCCCUACCAUCCUCCCAGUGCAAAGGGAUCAUGCACAAAAACUCCUAUAACUAGAGUGAUGGCUGUCAAUCAACCUAUCUCUCCGAAGAGGAAAAGUGAGGUUACAGGUUAAACCACUUCAAAGAUUCAGAUAAAUUAUACUAAGUGUAGGAAUUUAGUAGAAAUUUAUAGUUUAGGUAGAAGGAUCUAAAAAGUAAGAGAGAUGAUUUAUUUAGUGUACCCAUUAGCGAUUUUUAAAACUCUCUUGCCUCUAGAGAGAGCUGGGGUAGAAUUCAUAUUUAGCAUGUGCAAGUAUGUAGGUUUGAUCUCUAGCAACACACAUGCAUGUUUAUAUGCAUACACACAUAAACAAAGGCUAAGCUACCUUGUGGUGACCAGGCAAGUCAAGAGGGUCCGGAACACUGAAAGAGAAGUUAAAACGCUUAUUCCAGACACCGCCUUCUACUGAAGGCAGAGUAGGCCAUGAUUAGAACUCAGAGCGAAUUUCCAGGUGAGCCAGUGGACCGAAGCUAGACAGAUGGGUGUGUCCAGACAGAUAAGCCCCCGAGAAAGAGCUCAGAACCAGCCCUUGACAGGGUUUGAAGCAACGUAUGCCUACGUGUGAUGGAUCACAUAGUGGCAGGCUUACGCACCAAUAUGUAUCAUCUUUAUUCUGGAGUACAGUCUCCCACAUCUCCCUGGAGCCAGCUACUCACUCAGCAGAGUGGUGCUAUUGAACCUGGUGCUAAUACCUAGAUGGUGGAGGAGGUAACAGAGACAUUAGCUCGUAGUCAUAUGAAUAAGUAUAUAUGAACUUCCAGAUAGACAUCUGCUUUGCGUGAGAUGGUGCUGCAGGCUAAAGCCAGUUUUACUUGCUCUGAGACCAUGAACAUAACAUUAUAUAUUAUGUGUUUUUAAACUCUUUUUUUUUUUUUUGGCUUUUUGAGAAAGAGUUUCUCUGGGUAGCCCUGGCUGUCCUAGAACUCACUUUGUAGACAGGCUGACCUCCAACCCACAAAGCUCUGCCUGUCGCUGCCUCCUGAAUACUAGGAUUAAAGGCAUGCAUUGCUACCACCCAGCACUUUCAAACUCCUUUCCAAGUCACUGGUAUGUAUUAUUCUAGUCAGUUCCUGUGGAAAACAAAACACUGGGCUUUGGAUAAGAUUCAAAGGAAUACCAGAAAUAGGAGAAAGUACAUAUUUGCCAGGGAAAUUAUGUGUAGGUAAGCAUACUUUCUUAUACUCUGUCUGUAAAUAUAAACACUGCUGGUCAAUGACACGCUCUGAUGAAAUGGAAAUUUCAGAGACAUACUUACUUGUAUUAUUUUAUCAGUGGCAUGAAUGGAGAAGCAGAGGAGAACCUGACUUUUUCUAAUGAGAAAAUUUGCAAAGACUAGUAGUCUAGGCUUUCGGAUGGGAUAAUUUAGUAAACCAUGUGAAUUUAGCUUAACCUGGUACUGUUCUAGCACAGGGUAAAGUACAAUCCGUCAGAGUCCUGGGUGUGACCAGGCUUACAAAACUCAGGAACAAACCUGGAUUCCUACUGACCUCAGCAAGUUAAACUAGGCCAGAUUGCUCAAUACAAAAAAUAAACCAUGUCAUUUGUUGCCCAUGUGGUGGAGAACAUCAAAAGCCCGUGAAGAGGGUCUGGCCAGGUGCUCUGUUCUAGAUCUUUCACCAGUUACUCAAUACAAUCCUGGCUAUCCCUUUCUUCUAGCAGAGUGGAACUCCUAUGGUAUGUGUCAUUUGUGCAUGCUGUUCAGUUGUCACCUGCUCAACCAUGGGCUACCGGUGUUUCCAUAGAACCUUGAUGCUUGAGAUGCUAGAAGAACCUUGGUUGUUAGGAUGACUCUGACAGCAAGAAUUGGUAGUGUCUUCACGGUCAAAUAUGAAGCUUUGGUUUAUUUCAUCCAUGUCCUUCUUCAGUAACCUCUUGAAGGUGUGAGCAAGAAGUUGAGCAAGAGACACUGGAUACACACUUACCAUGAGCCAGAGAGGUCCACCUCAGGAUCUUGUGCUUAAAUACAUCACUUCGGGUUUACAUUGCUUUUCAGAGUGGUAGACUUAGUUCUUCUCCAAAAAGUUAUAGGCUAUUUAAUUCUUGCACAUCAAAACAGUAUUGUGUCAUAAGAGUACAAUAUUUCCUGGAAACUUCAUCGUGACUACUUUGUUCAAGUCAUGAAUCAUGUCCCAUAACAAAGGAUUGCUUUCUUGUGUAGGAAUAACUGUUCAGUCAUACGUUUUCUAAAGCAAGAGCACACACACACACACCUCCUCUGUUCUCCUGAGACAACUAUGUCUCCACUGGCAUUCCAAUGCAAUGCUUUCAGGGAAUCUGUUUUGAACAACCUCCAUCAAGAAUCUGAAACACAGUUUGAGGCUUAUAGUAUUUCAGACCCUAACUUUCCACCUAGCUAGCUGAAGUUCUCUGAAAGCUACGUGUUGCAAGCCUAGAGAGUACAAGUCUUGACUUUCUCCUUUCUCACUUCAAGAUAAAGCUCUGGGACAGGCUAUCUGGUGCUCAAUCCACAGUGAUCCGCUUUCCCAGGGAAAGACCACAUGUCAUGAGAUUCCUGGUGCUAUAACCUAUCCAAUAUAUUUGAUAUACUCUUGUUGCUAAAUAAAAUAUGUCUUUUAAUUCAAGUAUUUUUAUUUUAAGUUGUGUCAGUAAAAGUAAUGUGGUAGGGGAAAUGUCUUUCUACCUAUUAUUGCCCUCCCAAAUGGUGGUAUGACAUACAUGACUAGUUCAUUGUCUUAUGCUCCCCCACUCCUUAUGUACCGGAUGAGUACCUCGGUAUUAAAAUCAGAUUGUAAUUAUAGCUUGUCUUUGUGUGGCAUCAAUAAAUGGUCAAACUCA